AUGAACACCCACCAGCCGACUUCCUCGGCCAUAAAUGGCGUCGAGUUUGGCUUCUUGACUACAAGCGAUAUCAAGUCGCUCUCGGUGAAGCGCAUCACGAACCCGACCACCUUCGAUACGCUGCUGCACCCGGUACCUGGCGGUCUGCACGACGCUGCCCUGGGCGCUUUCUUGGACAAUGCAUGCGGAACAUGCGGUCUCACCAGCUUCCAAGGCUGCCCCGGCCACUGCGGCCACAUCGAGCUCCCCGUACCCGUAUACCACCUCACGUUCAUGGACCAGCUGCUGCGACUGCUCCGGGGCAAGUGCGCAUAUUGCCACCAGCUCAAGCUCCCCCGUGUCCAAGUCAGCGAAUUCGUCUCCAAGCUGCGGUUGAUAAGAUGUGGACUAGUAAAGGAAGCAAACGAAAUGCACGAGCACAUCAGCAUGGAGAAGGGCAAGACGACAGAAGACGCCGGUAAUUCCGAAGAUGACGAUGAUGACGACAAUGCCGACAUCAUCACCCAGCGCAACAACUACGUAAAGCGCUGCAUGAAGAGGGCAGGCAUCACAAAGCACGAUGCGCGUGCUGUCCGCGACAAGAACGAGACCAUCUCCGAUGCGCGGCGACAAGUCAUCAAGGACUUCUAUGCCGAUCUGACCAAGCGGAAGGCCUGCGGCAGUUGCACGGGCAUCAGCCCAACGUACCGAAAGGACCGUGGCAUCAAGAUUUUCCGUAAGCCUCUGAGCGAAAAGGACAAGGCCAAGAUGGCUGCAAAAGAGAUGUCCUUCCAAAACCCUCUGGACAUCCUGGCUCGCAGAGAUGCGAAGGCGAAAAAGCAACAUGUACACGCGGAUGAGGGAGUCGCGGACCUGGAUCCCAACUCGAGCGAGGACGAGGGCAUCGAAAUGGAGGAUAUACAGCAGGCCGACGGGUCGCUCCUCGCUACAGAAUCCCGCAUGGCACGGAAAGCGAAGUCGUCAUCCGCUGUUUCAGAGAGUGCGCAAGAGUAUAUCAACGCGACAGAGGUCAAAGCAGCCAUGACCCUACUCUUCGAGAGCGAAACUGAGAUGAUGCGACUUCUGUACAGCCCUCACGGAACCAAGUCUCUCGUGGACGUAAACCCCGACAUGUUCUUCACACAGGCCAUCGUCGUACCACCCAACAAAUACAGACCCGAAGAUAAGACGGGCGACUCUAUUGCCGAAUCCGCCAGGAACAAGCUCUACAAGAGCAUUCUCGAAGCAUGUGACACGAUCCGUCAGAUUAGCCAGGAGAUGCGAGGCAUGGAGAACGAGCUCGGAUACCGGAAACGUAACUUCGACGACAUGCAGACCCAAUUUGUCAACCUCCAGGGUGCCGUGAACGCCCUCAUCGAUCGCGAUGCAAACCCCGUGCAAGGCCGCGCUGCAGUCACAAACGCCGAUGGUAUCAAGCAGGGUCUGGAAAAGAAGGAGGGUCUCUUCCGAAAGAACAUGAUGGGCAAGCGUGUCAACUUCGCCGCGCGCAGUGUUAUUUCGCCUGACCCGAACAUCGAGACCAACGAGAUCGGUGUCCCUCCAGUGUUCGCCAUGAAACUUACAUACCCAGAGCCUGUCACGAACCACAACUUUUACGAUCUUAAGGAAGCUGUCCUGAACGGUCCCGACAAGUGGCCAGGAGCGCAUGCCAUCGAAAACGAGUUUGGACAAGUUGUGUCACUGAAGAAGAAGAACUACGAAGAGCGACUAGCUUUGGCCAACCAACUGCUUGCACCCACAAAUUCAUACUCCAAUGGAGCUCGGAAUAAGAAGGUGCAUCGUCAUCUGAACAACGGCGAUGUUGUUAUCAUGAACCGACAGCCGACACUGCACAAGCCGUCAAUGAUGGCACAUCGCGCCCGUGUAUUACCGGGAGAGAAGACCAUUCGCAUGCACUACGCCAACUGUAACACGUACAAUGCCGAUUUUGACGGUGACGAGAUGAACAUGCAUUUCCCCCAAAACGAGCUUGCCAGAGCGGAGGCUAUGACGGUAGCGGAUACCGAUCAUCAAUACCUAUCUGCGACUGCUGGAAAGCCUCUGCGUGGUUUGAUUCAAGAUCAUAUCUCCAUGGGAGUCUGGCUUUCGAACAAGGACACAUUCUUCACAAGAGAAGAGUACCAUCAACUACUCUACUCUUGCCUGCGACCGGAAGACGGCCAUACCACCUCAGGUAGACUUGAGACAGUUAACCCUGCUAUCAUGAAGCCUAGGCCGAUGUGGACGGGAAAGCAAAUCAUCACUACUGUCUUGAAGAACAUCAAGCCCGCAGAAUACCAGGAACUGACGCUCACAUCCAAAUCGUCAACAAACGGCAAACUCUGGGGUGUUCACGUCGAGGAGCAGUUCGUCAUUGUCAAAGAUGGCCAACUGCUUUCCGGUAUCAUGGACAAGGGUCAAAUCGGACCUGCCGCGGGUGGUCUCAUCAAUGGCAUCUACGAGGCUUAUGGAGAGACGAUUGCUGGUCGAGCCCUCAGUAUCAUCGGACGGCUGCUUACCAAGAUGCUUCACAUGCGCGCCUUCUCUUGCGGUGUUCAGGAUCUAAUUCUCACAGAGGAGGGAGAUCGUGCUAGGCUGGAAGAGCUCCGUAAAGCGGAGAAGGUUGGGUUCGAGGUCGCCUCCAAGUACGUCACCAUGGACGCGGAGAAGAUUGACCCUAUGAACCCAGAACUACGGCGACGACUUGAAUCCGUGCUACGAGACGACACCAAGCAGCACGGUCUGGAUCUACUCACCAACACUGCUAACGGCAAGAUUUCCUCGGCGGUCACCUCAGCCUGUCUGCCCGAUAAGCUCAUCAAACCAUUCCCCAAGAACCAAAUGCAAGCCAUGACAGGCUCUGGAGCUAAGGGUAGUAUGGUCAACGCUAACCAGAUUUCAUGUAAUCUUGGCCAACAAGUUCUGGAGGGCCGAAGAGUUCCAGUCAUGAUUUCUGGAAAGACACUGCCGUGCUUCAAGCCCUUCGAGACGAGCGUACGCGCUGGUGGUUAUAUCGUCAACCGUUUCUUGACUGGUAUCCGGCCGCAAGAGUACUACUUCCACAUGAUGGCUGGUAGAGAAGGUCUUAUCGACACUGCUGUCAAGACUUCGCGCUCCGGUUAUCUGCAAAGAUGUAUCAUCAAGGGUAUGGAAGGUCUCAAGGUCGAAUACGACACCUCUGUCCGCGACUCAGAUGGUACCAUGGUCCAGUUCCUGUACGGUGAAGAUGGUCUCGACACAACCAAGCAGAAGUACCUCAACGACUUCAAGUUCCAGGCGGAGAACUUCUACUCGCUAGCCCAAUCGCUCCACACUGCUGAAGCCUACCCGAAGGUUUCUAGUGCUGAAGCGGUUGAACACAACAAGAAGGCAGCGAAGAAGGCUAGAAAGGGUGAUGUUGCCGCAAUGGACCCUGUCACUGCCGUUUACACGCCAUCAAGGCAUAGUGGCAGUACUUCGGAACUGUUCUUACAGGCUAAGCGAGAGUACUGUGACCAAAACCCCGACAAGCUUCUCAAGAACAAGAAGAAGGACGAAGAGGGCGAGAUUCUCAAGCGUACCUUUGAGCAAAUGCUUGACCUCAAGUACCUGCGGUCCCUGGUCGAGCCUGGCGAGGCUGUCGGUGUCGUUGCUGGCCAAUCUAUUGGUGAACCCUCAACACAGAUGACGCUGAACACUUUCCAUUUGGCUGGUCACUCCGCGAAGAACGUCACACUCGGUAUUCCCCGUCUACGAGAAAUCGUCAUGACUGCUAGUGCGAACAUCUCCACCCCGUCGAUGCAACUAUAUCCCCAUCCCGAGCUUUCCAAAUCAGACAACGACAAAUUCGCCAAGAGUAUCAGUCGUCUGCCACUCUCGGCUGUGCUCGACAAGGUCACUGUGACUGAGACCACUGGUCCCGGUCGUGAACAUAGUCAGGCCAGGAGCUACAAGAUUCGCCUGGACUUCUACCCGGCGAAGGAGUACACCAAGGAGUACGCUAUCAAGGUUCGCGACGUUGCCGAGUCCAUCGAGCAGAAGUUCUGCCCGCGUCUCCAGAAGAUCGUCAAGGCCGACCUCAAGAAGAAGGCUGCGAACAAAUCCUUGUCAACGGCGAAGUCGGCUGCCAUCCCUACUAUCGGCGAGAAGACUGGCAGAAGCGGAGAGCAAACAGUCGACGAGUCAGAGGAGACCUUCCGCGCGGGACGGGAAGGCGGUGCAGAGGACGAUGAUAGUGACGAUGGCGAGGGCGACAACGACACUACUCACGCCAAGGACCGAGGCCGACGUGAAGACAGCGUAGCUUACGAAGAGCCAGAAGAAGAGGAGCAAGCAGCCAACGACAACCUUGAUCGAGAAGACGAGGUCAACGACGAGGAUGAGACCUACGGUGGCAGCCCCAAGCCCUCGCGCGCAGCUACCCCGGAACUCAACUCUGACGACGAGGACGAGGGUACACUCGUACCCACUGACGAAUCCUCGGACAUCCGCCACGACCGCGUCUGCCACAACAACGAUCACAUCCACGACUUCACCUUCGACGACCGCAAGGGAGCUUUCUGCGAGAUCACGUUUGAGUUCGAGACAUCGACUCCCAAGCUGCUCAUGCUGCACCACGUAGAAGACGCUGCCAACUUCGCCACCAUCCACGUCAUCCCCGGUAUCACAGCCGCUCAAUACUCAGAUGCAGAUGGUGUUAUCAACACCGAAGGUUCCAACCUCCUCGCCAUGCGCGAGUACGCCCACAUCAUCGAUGUGAACCGCACCAUGACCAACGAUAUCGUAGCCAUGCUGCACCUCUACGGUGUCGAAGCCGCCCGCGCGACCAUCGUCAAAGAAAUGCACGGCGUCUUCUCCGGUCACGGUAUCUCCGUCGACCAACGCCAUCUCAACCUCAUCGCCGACACCAUGACCAAGGGCGGUGGCUUCACACCCUUCAACCGCAUCGGCAUGAAGGGUAACGUCAGUCCCUUCAUGAAGAUGAGUUUCGAAACCACCGUCGGUUUCCUCAAGGACGCUGUCAUGGAGCGCGACUGGGACGAGCUCAAGAACCCCAGCGCACGCAUUGUCGUUGGUAGACUGGGUGGUAUCGGUACGGGUGCGUUUGACGUGCUUGCACCGGUCAAGAUUAGGGAUCCGCUCAAGAACGUCGCGGAGGAGGUCAACGAAGCUAUCUCCAACGGUAUCCGUGAGAAGCGCGAUUCAGACUCUGAGUCUGAGGAUGAGGAAGAAGAGGAGGAGGAUGAGGACGUCGAUGGCGAUGUUCAGAUGGAUGACGUGGAGAUGCAGGAUGUGGAUGCUGUUGAGGAGGUGGAAGAGGUCGUGCAAGAGUCGCCGAAGAAGAAGGAGAAGAAGAGUAAGAAGCAUAGGCGGAGUAGCGAUUAG
Alternaria novae-zelandiae is the source of this 5343-nucleotide messenger RNA. RefSeq lists its product as uncharacterized. The record is from RefSeq and is a predicted model, not a curated record. Gene Ontology annotation, molecular function: DNA-directed RNA polymerase activity; DNA binding. The coding region runs from base 1 to 5343 and encodes 1780 amino acids. The transcript is spliced from 3 exons. Gene Ontology annotation, biological process: DNA-templated transcription. Gene Ontology annotation, cellular component: RNA polymerase I complex. Lineage: Eukaryota; Fungi; Ascomycota; Dothideomycetes; Pleosporales; Pleosporaceae.